AUGUCGUCCCAGCCUGGUUCAGGGUCCACACCGCAGGGCUUCGCCACCAAUACUCUGGCGACGCAACAGUUUCUGGAGCAGCGUGCUACAUAUCAAACCGCGGAGUACAAGGCGGUUCAGGGCGCUUUUUUCGACCCGCCGCGGGUCAAGCAUACUGCACCCACUCCGGUGCAAAGCGGCUUGACCACACCGCAGGAAGAUUCCGUGGCAGAUGAGGUUAUGAGGGAGGCUGAGGAGCACGCAGAGCCACCGGAAGAGCGUAAUUUGCUUACGCCUUUUUCUCUGCAGGACCAGGCCGCCUUGGAAGUUACCUUAGGAAGCUUGGGAGUCAACAUCAACGACCAAAACGCCGUCCAGGUCAAAAAGGAGGUCGCAUGGAUGGCUUCGGAGAACAGGCUUUUGCAGAAACAUGCCUGUGGUAUCCAGCUCUUGACCACAGGCUGGCCGAAUGCUCUGAAGCCUGCAGAAAGAGUGUACAUGAUUUCGUGGAUGGUUUCGCAAGUUCCUGCCUUGGUGAACUUUUUGAAGCUGAGGGGCUAUGUCUCCGACCACAACGCCUCGGAGCUGGAAAGGCACAUGAACGUUUUCGCCCAAGAACCGACCACAGUGCCUCAGUCGGAGGGGUUCUAUUUCAGCAUGACCCUUCUCAGCUUUAAAAGUUGGGACACGCGGUCUGCUUUUUUGAACCACUACGGUGGAAGCUCCGGGGUGCCAGUCUAUAAGGACGAGAGCACCCCCAUUCACAACAAGCAUCUGAAGGUGGCACCUUGCAGUCCGCAGUGGCAGCGCAAGCUAGAGGCGCCGUUGCGUGUAAUUUUAAAUCAUGUGAACAAACACCCGGAACACAACGCCUCCUCCCGUCUCACCAUUUUGUGGAAGACCCUCACGCUUCUGGCUCCUCAGCAAGACGCUGAAUUUCACGAGGACCAGACCGCCUGGGCAAGGCUUCACUAUGGCCAGGAGGCAGGCGAGUUUGUUUGCAGGCUUGAGGUUGUUCCGGCACUUCUCGCAAUUUUGAAUGGCCCACCUUCGGAAUCCGAUUCCAAGACCACAUCACUUUGGGAAGAGCAGUGGUACCAAACGAUGUGGGGGAAUCAUGCUGAGCUUGAUCGAAUGGAUGCCGAAGCCUUUUCGAGUGCCAAAAAGGAUGCAGUCCUUUCUGGCAAGGGCCUUCAGAAAGGAAAGGGCAAAAGGCACUGGUCUUCCUCUGCUGUGCAUACCAGUGCUUACUCUCCGUAUCCAUUCGAUCUCCAUUUUCAAGUUGUGGAAGCGGUCUAUUUUUCAUGGGAUGAGUUCUGUGAUAAGUAUAGAAAGGAAGACGGCAAGGUGGGUGACUACGAAGUUGCCACUGUACAGGGCCGCCCACCAGUGGGGAUAGGAGCUGAGCUCCGAUCCGACCACACCGCCACGGACUUUGCAAGUUUCGGCGCCACGCCAGCGGCUUCCACAGCCACACCGGCGCACGCUCCAGCCCCGACCACGCCGCCGACAAAGGGUGGGAAGGGCAAAGGAUCCUGA
This is a messenger RNA of Symbiodinium sp. CCMP2592, 1518 nucleotides long. NCBI's taxonomy places the organism in Eukaryota, Dinophyceae, Suessiales, Symbiodiniaceae. The record is from the annotation of a GenBank genome assembly.